UAUAAGAAGUUAAUUGCGAACGGAUAGCGACGAACAACCAAUCAGCAUACGGCAUGCCGCGUUUCUGUCACAGCUCACGGCAUUGAAUUCAGCACAGAAACUAUACAUAUCCCUGGGAGGCCGGAUAAAACAGCAAUACGUGCGUCAAAUUGGUUAUUAUUAUGGCAGAAUAACGCCAACAGAACGAAUAGAAGAUAUGGCGGAUUUAAAGCAUGGUUUGGGGCAUACUAGGAAGCAAAAGGGUAGAAUUGGCGUAGGCCUCGGUCAACCCGUUUUAAGCUGGGACAACGAUGUAGAACUCCAACCUACUAGUUCCUUUGGUACAGCUACAUCAGCCCAAAGCACAAAUCACAAUUCACGGGGAUCGAACUAUCAACCGGUUGCUCAAACGUGGGCUGUUGGUGGAACGAAACACGCGUUUACCUCAAGCGCUCGACGCAAGGAGAAAGAAGCUUUCACCAACCAUGUUUUUCACCCUAAAAAUGCUCCCGUGAAAGUGUCUGUCACUGGAGAAUGGGCUUUGCAAGGAUGCGAGGAUUACACAAUAUGGACAAAUCUGCUCAUGAAACGCGGAAGGCACCGUCAAAUUACAGAUAUCCGAAAGUCAAUUGGCGAUGGUCAAACAUUGGUCUAUAUGCUAGAAGUCCUAGCUCAAGAAAAAAUACCUGGAGUUUAUGCCAAGCCAGUGACCAGAGCUCAGAAGCUGGAAAAUCUUCAACUCUGUAUGAGCUUUAUGGGCAACAGAGAAAUAAAUCUGCAAGGGAUCUAUGUAGGAGAUCUCAUCGAUGGAAAUCUGAAAUCUAUCCUGGCCCUUUGUGGUAAUCUCAGAAGAAGAUUUGAGGGAAGUUCUGAGAAUACUCCUGAUGGCACCAGACCUCCAUCGUCACAGUCAACCAAGACAAAUGAGACAGCACCCUCGUACAAAAUGAACGGCCAUACAUCUCAUGGAACAGGAAGGAAAGAUUAUGAUGGUGAUGUGAAGCCUCAUGGUCAUAGUUCAGGCUACCAUUCUGAGGAAUACUCCCCAACUCGUAAAUCUGUAUCGUCCAUCCAACAAACCCCUGUGAUGCCUGGCAUGCUUGGUGAUCCUGAAGCAGAAAUCUUGCCCCUCCGGAGUGUUAACCCUGCAGAUGUGAUUGUGUCCACUACAGAACUUGACAACAAAGUGGUAUUGCAGACUGGAAAAAUUGAGCAACGACGUCAUCAAUUACAACCUAACAACCACCAUUUGGACAAUUCAGAUGUUAUAUCACCUUCAGUAGAGGAGAGGCUGCGUUCAUUGCUCAGUACGCCUAACCCUGGAGGGAACCCAGAAGAUGAAACUGAAGAUGAGCUAAUUAUUCCGCCGCCUCGACAUCGUACCGAGACACACAACGAUGAAAAGUUUAACGUGGAAGAGAGGCUCAGGUCCCUGCUAGAUGUGGCAGCAGAUGAUUUCUCAGAUGACGAUGAUGAUGAUGAUGGUGACGACUUUGAGCCUAAGAGGGAGGAGACGUUUAAGCAACUUGAUAGAAUUGGUUAUGUGCCAAGUCACCCAUCUGAAAGAAUGCGCAAUAUAGAACAAAAUAAAGGACGCAACGAUAGCUUCAGUGGUGGCCGGAGAAAUCGACCUGGUGCAAAACUUCCCACCCCUCCUGCCCUCAGACGAGCCCAGCAAAUGAAGAACCAGAGGAAUGGGCCUGAGUCACUAAACACUGGGGGAAGCCUAGAUCGGUCACGCAAGAAGCCCCUUCCAGGACAACCACGGCCAGCAUCCUCUGCUGCCGACCUUUAUUCAUCCAAACAACAGCGGCUUCAGCCAAGUUACCAUCGCCCUACCAGCUUCCAAGCCAACGGGCAGCGAGAGGAUUCCCCUUCUAAGCCUAGGUCCCCCUCCCACUCAGAAUUCCUCCAGCAAGUGGCCAACAAGCUGGCAACAGAAGUGGACAACCGUGAAACCACCACAACUGCUUCCUCACCCUCUGUCUCCCCACCGGACACACCCAUGCUACCUGCACUGUCACCCAGCUCCUCUAUAGCCACCUUCAUGAUUGGCAGCUCAAGCAACUCUUCAGGGAUUAGCACCCCGACGAAGGGGUUCUCGUCCAGGCUGAAGGGCAGGUCUCACUCGCCACUAAGUGGAGGGUCCACGCCAAGGAAAGGUCGUCGAGGGCGAGGUCAAAAAGGAAGAAACAGCGACAUGGAAAACAUACGAAAUCAGAUCCAAUCACUGGAGUCCAUGUAUUCCGAUGUUCUAUGUCUACUGGAUACUGGCACAAAGGAUUCUGGGAAGAAGCUGAAAGACCAAGACAUGGCAGUAGCCGCCGCUGCGCUACAGAAGACAGAAGAAAUGAAAGCUGGAAUAAAUUCAUUCAAAAAGCAGCGAGCAAAAGAUAUCAAGGCUGUAAACAAGAGAUUCACUCGAUUAGAAUCACACGUGGUAACCCUUGCGAGGAGCGUGGCCCAUCUCUCAUCGGAGCUGCGAUCCCAGGCGGCCAUCAGCGAAGACCUGGACGAGAUGAGGAAGGAGCUGCAACAGUUAAGGGCGUGGCAAGAGGAAGAGGUACACACUCGACCGGGAGGGGUACAGCAGUCCCUACAAUAUGCGUCGAACCUCAAACGAGUCAUCAAGCUUCGGAGGUUUUUCGGCGAAGAGCCUCCGUUGUUAGUCAUGUUUCUGAAGAAACUUGGAUACGAGAGGUUCGCGCCCAAUUUCGCCGCCGAACAGAUCGGUGUCCUUGAGCUGCCUUAUCUCUCAGAGGAGCGGUUACAAGGCCUGGGGAUUCCCCUCGGACCACGCCUUCGAAUCGUCGAGGAAGCUACAAAAAUGCUCACGUGAUACAGGCGUAACACUACGCAGUUGUACACUGGCAUGAUCCUACCCAGAUGCGCACGUGAUACCGGCGUGACCCUUUUCUGAUGCAUUUUCUGAUUUAACACAAGCGUGACCCAGCAACCCAAAAUAGAACACUAUCAUACGAAUGCAUUAGUUAAUCUUUGAUGUGUUUGUGGAUGUCUAACGUUUAUGCAGACGCUUCCAAUGAAUCAUUGUUUCUGUUUUAUAAAUAAACGUUUUUGUUGAAAAGGAAACACUAAACUGUACAUAAAGAUAAAUAUAUUACACUUAUAGCAUUUAAUGUCAUAUAUUCAUAGUUAACGAAAUAAAAUGUUUAUUUUUUAUUGUUUCCA
Messenger RNA from Nematostella vectensis (starlet sea anemone), 3168 nucleotides. RefSeq names its product neuron navigator 3-like. Gene Ontology annotation, molecular function: protein binding. The record is from RefSeq and is a predicted model, not a curated record. Bases 197 to 2818 code for a protein of 873 amino acids. The transcript is spliced from 18 exons. NCBI's taxonomy places the organism in Eukaryota, Metazoa, Cnidaria, Anthozoa, Actiniaria, Edwardsiidae.